UCAAGAUAAUAAAUGUAAAUAUUUAUUACUUUUAUUAUUCAAGGAAAUGUCUAAAUAUAAUAUUAGUAAUAAAUUAUCCUGCCAAAAGUGACGUUUUUAGUUGAUUAAUCAUUAAGUUAAACGACAAUAUUUAAUUCUUCCCAGAUGUGAUGAUUUCUGAUUAUAAAGAAAUUUCACUAUUUUAUUACCUUAUUAUAGACAAACCAAUGAUAAAGAUAAUAGAAAAUAAUCAUUAGUUGCAUCACUAUUGUAUUUAAAGAUAUAUUGAUAUAUUACAUCUUUUCAGUACCAUUUCAUUUUAAUAAAGAUAGAUCAAUAAUGUUAUAUUUAACAUGUACAGCUCUUAUAGAGCUUGUGUUAAUAACAGAAACUGAUGAUUAAAUUAGUCUUUGAGCAGAAAAACGAGCUGUUCCUCCUAAAAUGUGAGGAUUUCCUGCUUUGUCUUUAUUUAUCAGUUAUAUUCGAUAUCUUUGUGUUUUUGACUGUAGCUUAAACUAAAAAAGGUUAUUUGAAGACGUCACCGUGGACGUUAUUCCUUUUAUUAUUUAGACAUUUUAUAAACUAAACGAUUGAUGACAAACAAACUGUUUCCUGAACGCUUUGCUUUUUCUAUCACUACGGUGUCCUGUGAGGUCACACAGCUUUCAGCGCCUCUAAAUAACCUCCGGUCCGUCGUUGAUGUCACCAGUUACUGUUUGUGUGUCUGAAGACUUUUAUUAAAACAUCUUAACGGUCACAAACUGAAUAAAUAAUCUGUGUGUGUUCCCUCUCCAGGCCAAGGAGAUUCUGACCAAGGAGUCCAACGUUCAGGAGGUGCGAUGCCCGGUGACGGUGUGCGGAGACGUUCACGGUCAGUUCCACGACCUGAUGGAGCUGUUCAAGAUCGGAGGGAAGUCUCCCGACACCAACUACCUGUUCAUGGGAGACUACGUGGACCGAGGCUACUACUCUGUGGAGACGGUCACGCUGCUCGUCACACUAAAGGUUCGUUUCCAGGAGCGAAUCACCAUCCUGCGAGGGAACCACGAGUCGCGGCAGAUCACGCAGGUCUACGGCUUCUACGACGAGUGUCUGAGGAAGUACGGCAACGCCAACGUGUGGAAGUACUUCACCGACCUGUUCGACUACCUGCCCCUCACCGCGCUGGUGGACGGACAGAUCUUUUGUCUCCACGGAGGUUUGUCUCCUUCCAUCGACACUCUGGAUCACAUACGAGCUCUGGACCGCCUGCAGGAAGUCCCACAUGAGGGUCCCAUGUGUGACCUGCUGUGGUCUGACCCAGAUGACCGUGGUGGGUGGGGUAUCUCUCCUCGAGGAGCCGGCUACACCUUCGGUCAGGACAUCUCAGAGACCUUCAACCACGCCAACGGACUCACUCUGGUGUCCCGGGCCCAUCAGCUGGUCAUGGAGGUGAGGCACAGACACACACACACACACCAACAGCUCAUAAUUCAUCUCUAAUAUCUAUUUUAUAUUCAUAAACAU
This is a messenger RNA of Anarrhichthys ocellatus (wolf-eel), 1485 nucleotides long. Its product is annotated as serine/threonine-protein phosphatase 2A catalytic subunit beta isoform-like. The record is from RefSeq and is a predicted model, not a curated record. The coding region runs from base 868 to 1461 and encodes 197 amino acids. The transcript is spliced from 5 exons. Gene Ontology annotation, molecular function: protein serine/threonine phosphatase activity. NCBI's taxonomy places the organism in Eukaryota, Metazoa, Chordata, Actinopteri, Perciformes, Anarhichadidae.